Messenger RNA from Drosophila hydei, 1800 nucleotides. RefSeq lists its product as uncharacterized. The record is from RefSeq and is a predicted model, not a curated record. NCBI's taxonomy places the organism in Eukaryota, Metazoa, Arthropoda, Insecta, Diptera, Drosophilidae. The transcript has 8 exons. The coding region runs from base 457 to 1659 and encodes 400 amino acids.
AUAUAUAUUUUUAUUUAAUUUCGCGUAAUUUCGUUUCAUGUGUUUCUCGCUCUUCUCCUUCAUCGGUUUGUUGUAUUUCGAGAAUUGCAUUUGCAAUUUUAAUUUGGCGCAUCGCUAAUUUCCCACUGAGUAUUGUUUAAUAUUAUUAAUAGAUGUUUCUGUGUGUGUUGCGAUUUCUGUCAUUUCAUUCACGUUUCGUGGCUCGUCGUGGGCUUGCGAUGGAAACACACACAAACGAAAUGGGAAAAUCAAAGUGAAGAAGAAUCAAACCCAGACACUACACAUCGAACGGCACACACCCCCACACACACACACCCACCCACACACACACACACACCCACGCACACAGCAAUAUGCCCGUCUCAUUGAUCGUCUUGCUCAAAUUUCAGAGCCAAAUAGCGCGAAGAGCGAUAAACGGUCCAUAGCACAUACACGAGUACGAAAGCCCAGGAAGCCAUGUGCACCUCGCCUGUAGCCCACCAGAUGUCAUCGAGCAUGUCGUCCGGCAGGAUAUUGCCUCGUCGCCAGGCGAUACCCGUCCUCUAUACGCGUGGCACACACUACGAGGUUGGCUUCGAUAUGGGUCGCACUUUUGGCUCGAUGAUUAAGAACUUUUUGAUCUUAUCGAAGUCACUGAACGAGACCUACUUGCCCCUGUACAGCACCGUAAAAGGCCGUCAAAUUUAUAACGAGACUCUCGAAUCGGUUAAGUGCAGCUUUCCGCAAUAUGUCCGCGAAUUGGAGGGCGUUGCCGAUGGAGCCGAGGUGGAGUUUCACAAGUUAUUCUUGUUGCAUCUAGAUGAAAUAUUGCCACAGUCCAUAAAGCACCAGCCACGCAGCAAAAAUCAACCCACUGGCUGCUCCUCGAUAAUUGUUAAUCAGCCGCAUUGCCGCCUGCUGGGCCACACGGAGGAUGCUCUCACUGAGACGCUGAAUCAUUAUUACUUUGUGGUCGCCCACAUCAUUAGCGACAAGCCGCAGGGCAAAUAUAAUGUAAAGGAAGAGCACUUUAUGUCGCUUUGCUAUGCCGGCCACCUGCCUGGCUAUACCAUGAGCCACAAUCAUCAUGGACUUAUCUUUAGCAUCAACACAAUUAGCGCCGAGCUGCUGCGCAGUGGCAAGACACCUCGUCAUUUUUUGACCCGAGCUCUGCUCGCCACAAGCAACGUGGACGAUGCCUUCAGAGUGCUAACGGAUGCCGGCGUUGGCGCCGCCGAUGCUUGCUCCAUCAACUUAUCGUUUUUGGCCGAUCCACGUCAAAUGUUCUACAACAUAGAAAUGGCACCGAAUCCGGACAAGAAGAAUGAAUCCCACUUGAGCAUCAAGGAGAUACCGCAGGGCGGGCAUAAUUAUCACACCAACCAAUUCGAACGCAUCAUCUUGGAUCAGGCCAAUGAGCCGAUGGUGCAGUCAAGCAUCUCGCGCAUGAGCGUCUUUAGUAACUACAAGCCGCCGGCCAGCGAGCAGGAUGUCCGCAAUAUGCUGGGCGAUACAAAUGGCGGUUGCUUUUGCGUAUGGCGCGAUAACGGCAGCAUCGAUGAGGAGGUCAAGACUAUAGCAGUGGGCCUAUUCGAUCUGAAUGCCAAGACUUUAUCACUCUACUCGGACAAUCCGAGCCUUACCGAGCCCCAUUGCACGUUGCCUUUACUUUACAAGUAGUAAAUAACACAAAUAAUUCAGUACUUGAACUCAUCAUGAAAUAUAGCUAAAAAGGAAUUUUUAUAUUUUUUUUGAAACAUAAGCAAUAAUCAGCAAAUACUUAACAAUUAUUAAUAAUAACAUGAUAUAUACAUACAUUGG